Molecule: messenger RNA, 4779 nt
Organism: Plasmodium gallinaceum
Lineage: Eukaryota; Apicomplexa; Aconoidasida; Haemosporida; Plasmodiidae
Product: conserved Plasmodium protein, unknown function
Exons: 13
Coding region: 1-4779 (1592 amino acids)
Source: RefSeq, a predicted model, not a curated record
AUGAAUUUUCAAUUUAUUAUGAAACAUAAUAAUCUUAAAAAGGAAAAAAACAAAAAUAGAGACAAUUAUUAUUUUGAAAAUCUUAUAAAUGAUAAUAAUGAGAAAUUUCUUGAAAAUUAUCAGAAUUAUUUAAAAAAUACGAACAAAAUUUUCAUAUGUUCGCGUCAUAAUAUUUUUAAUGCUUGUAAUCAGAAUAAUUUAGAAAGAAUUUUAUCCCAUUAUGGAUCAAGUGCUCUAACAGAGGAAUUCGAAAAGAAAGUAGUUCGAGCACUUAAUUUUAAAUUUGAAUUGCUUGAAAACUAUAAGAUGCAUAAAGAAGAUAUAUAUUUGAGAAGUUUAUUAAAGAUAGAAAAUCAUAUCAUAGAUCAUAAAUUAAAACAGAAAAAAAUAGAAACUAAUUUUGAUAAUAAUUUCUUUUAUGAGAAAAUGUUUUUUUUAGAAAAUUUUUUUUUUGUUAACCAAAUAAAAAACAUUAAUGAAGUACUUCAAAAUAAUGAGCUUAUGAAUGAAGCAAAUCACAUCAAGAUUCAUCAUGAUAAAAUUGAAAAAAAUUUAAAACAUUACAGUGAAUAUAAGAAAUAUUCAAAUAAUUUUUAUAUAAAUUUUAACUUCUUAAAGUCAUUAAAAAUAAAUAGAUUUUUUCUAUUAAAUCUACGAAAUAUUUAUGUAGAAAAAAAAAAUUAUAGUAUCCAAAAGUUUGGUUAUUUAUAUUUAUUAGAAUAUUUAAACAAUCAAGGAAUAUGGUCUAUUAUAAAUAAUACAAAAUUGAACAAUAGGAAAUUAGAAAUAAAAUCUAGAAGAGAUUAUAUGGAUUAUAAAAGAAAAAUAUUGGAGAAUUUAGAAUAUAUAGAUUUUAAUUAUGCAAAAGAAAAGAUGGGUGAUAAAUAUUUCUAUGUUUUACAGAAAGAAGAUAUUGAAAAAAAAAUAAAAGGAUUAAAUAUUUUGAAAAUUUUAAUAUUAAAAGCUUUUAGACAAUAUUCUAAUGAGAAGAAAUUUAAUAAAAAAUAUAAAUACCCAUUAAGAAUUAUAAUAACUGGAAAAAUAAAAAGAGAAAUUAAAGAAUUAGCUAAAUAUCUAAAAAAUAUAUAUUCACUAAAAAUAUAUGAUUUUAAAAAUAUAAAAAAAGAAAUCUGUUAUAUUUGUAAAAUGGAAGACACAAAAAAUGAUUUAAGUGGAGAUAAGAACAAAGAUAAUUUCAUAAUAGAAAAAAAAAGGAAAAUAUUAAUAAAAUUAAAAGACAUAAUAAGAAAGUUAAAUAAGAAAAAAAUAAAUAAAAAAAUUCUUGAUAAUCUUUAUGUAGAUUUAUUAUAUUAUCGUAUAAAAUAUGAUUACGAUAUGUUUUAUACAAAUGAACAUAAUUGUAAUGUAAAAGGAGAUGUAUUGAAGGAAAAAGAAAUUAGUAAUAUUAAAGUGAAAAAAUCAAAAAAGUAUCGUGGAUAUAUUAUUAUUAAUUUUUUUUUUUCACUUAAACAAUAUAUUCUUUUUGAAUUAAAAUCAAAAAAACUUUUUCUUUUUAACAAUUUCAUUUAUGAAAAUAUAAGUUAUUUACAAAAUAGAAAUCUAUCUGUUAAGAAAAAAAAGGAAAAAUUUUCCAAAGAAUAUGAAAUGUUGUCAAAUAGUAAGUUUAAGAAUAUAGUAACAUCUAAAAAAAUGGAAGGAACAAAUUAUGAAAAACAUGAUAAAAUGUUAAAAAAAAUAAAAAAUGAAGGAAAUAGAAAUAAAAAUUUAAAUACCACAAAAGAAAAUAUUGAAUUAAAUAAAAAGUCUAAUUAUAAUACAGAUGAUAUAUAUAGUCUAACUGAAAAAAAUAUUCUGUUUUUUUCAAAUUUCUUAUGUAAAAUUGAUGAAUUUUUUUAUGCAAAUAAUUGUACUUUGGGUGGAAUAGAUUUACAUUUUCAUAUAGACAGAAAUAUGAAACAAAUAACUAAUUUUUUAUUCAGAUUUAUUAACAGAAAUUCAUCAUGCCACUUUGAAGAAAGAAAUAAUAAUAAUAAUAAUAAUAAAUAUGAUAAUACAAAUAACAAGAAUGACGAAGAAAAUAUCUUAAAAUUGAAAAAAACAAAAAGGAUUAUCAUAAGAACUACAAGAAAUACCCAGACUUUUCAUUCUCAAAUUUAUAAAAGCAAUUGUAGAAUUACUUGUAAAUUUAAAAAAUUUUAUAAAAAAUUGGAACAUAAAAUAAAAAAAGAUACAAAUUGUGAUUUCUUUUGUAAAGGAACUUUUAAUGAAAAUAAAAAGAUAUUUUUUUCAAAUUUUCAUUUAAUAAAAAAAUUUUUUCAUUUGGAUAAAAAUUAUAUAGAGAUAGAGAAUUUUUUAAAAAGUUAUAAAAGUUCAAAAUAUUCCAGAUAUCAUAUAUUGAAACGUAAUAUAUACAAAUCAGCAAGUAAUUUAAUAUCAAAGGUAAUUACUUUAAUUAAAAAAGAUAAAAUGAAGUGUAAUGAUAAGAAAAGAAAAAAAAAUAAUAAUAAUAAUAAUAAUAAUAAUACAGAAAAAAAUAUUGAAAAUUUAAAUAAAAAAGAAACAGAUAUUAAUGAUAUUAUUUCAUUUAUAAAAGAUAUAAAAUUAGAUAAAAAAUUAGCUUAUUAUUUUAGACUAAAGUAUUGUAAUAUAAUAAAAGUAUAUGUGACCCAUUUAUUUAAUUUUUUUGUAUGGAAAAAAAUAUUAGAAAAAAAUAUUAGUAAGGUUGUAAAAUAUAUACAUAAAAAUGUAUAUUUAUUUUUAGAUUAUACGAACAUUGAAGAUAUUAAUGAAUUCAUUCAAUUUUAUAAUGGUUAUCAAAAGUAUGAAAUUGAAAAUGAGAAAGUUAAAUUUUUAUUAAUGGAAAAAUUAAGUAUAAUUCAAAAAAAAAUAUGGCUAGAAAUAUUAAAACAAAAAAAUAAUACUAAUAAAAAAGAAAAAAAUUAUUUAAACAAAUGGAUUAAUAUACAUAUAUUUUUGUUAGUGUUUCAGAAUUUUUAUUUAAUUAAUAUAGAACAUCAGCUUUAUUUGAACUUAGAUUAUUUUGUGAAUGAAUUUUUGUAUGCUUUAAUACAUAAUGACAUUACUUUUAAAAAUGAAAAGAAUAUGCUUAUUUUUAGCUAUCUUCCUAAAAAUAAAAAAGAACUUUAUAUAUAUGAAAAAAAUAAUUACUACUUUCCUUUUUUGAAUUAUAUUAAAGAAAAUAUAAACAAUUUUUUGAUAGAAAACGGUGAUUAUAAAAAAAAUAUGAAUAAAGAUAAAAGUAGUGAAUUAAAUUCAGAUAGUUUUUAUUCAAAGAGAGAAAAACAAUUAUCUUAUAUAGCAAAAGAAUUUCGUUCUAUUAAUAGUUGUAGAUUUUUUUAUAAAUUUCAUGAAUUAGUUAAUUAUUCUAUAAUCAAUUUAAGAAAAUAUUUUCUUAUUUUUCAAGAUUUAAAUAAUUAUAUUAAUAAUUUUAUAACAAUACACUAUUUAUGUAUAUACAAACAAAUAAAUUUUAUGCUUGAUAAACUAAGAAAUUUUAUUCAAAAUUCUAGACAAAUUAAUUUUUGUUACUUGUGGAUAUUUAAUAAAAGAAAAUUUAAAUUUUUAGAUAAAACAACUAACAAAUUAAAUGAAAUGAUAUAUAAAAAUACUAAUUUGGAAAAUAAUUAUAAAGAAAAUAAUUAUAUUUUUUAUGAAGAGAAAAAGAAAAUUAACUUAAAAAAUAAUAAUAAAAUAAAAAAAAAAGAAAAAAAUUCAAAAGGAAAAUAUAAAUGUUCAUAUGUAGAAAACAGCUUCGAUAAUAAUUUAACCAACCAUAAUAACAAUAAUGAAAAUAGUUUAUGGUUAAAAAAAAAUUAUAUAUAUAUAUUUUUAAAAAGUAUUUUAAAUUAUAUUUUUAUUACACAAAGUUUUCCAUUAAUACUUAAGGUAGAUUUAGGAAAUAUUAUAAUGUCCAGUUUGUUUUUUAUAAAAGAGAAAUCUGAAAAAAUAUAUACUUACUUAUUAUUUAAGAAAAUUUUAAAUGAAUAUGUUAAAAAAUAUGGUGUUACUAUAAGUUUUUUUAUGCUUAAAGAAAAUAUGAUUAAUAAUAUAAAUAGCUCCUAUAUAUCUCUACGAAAGAAUAAAGAGAAAAAUCAAAAUAGAAAGAUGGAUAAAGAGAGAGUAGAAGAAAGUGUAAAAAAGGAGAUAUUUAAAAAUUAUUUUUUUCUCUUUAAUGAUUUAAGAAGUGAAACUAAAAAUUUUACUAAUAAUAGUGAAAUAAAAACAAAUGAUUUAGCAAAAAAAAAUAUUUCAAAAAAUAAUUAUUACAAUAAUCAUUUUAAGAAUGACUGUGAUAUAGAAAAAAAUAAUGUAGAUAGUUCAGAAGUAUAUUUAUGUUUACAAAGUUUGGAAUAUUUUACAUUUAAAGAAUUUCUUCAUUUAGGAUUAUUUAAUUUUAUAAAGGAUAAAAAGAAAAUUACAAAAGAUGAAAAAAAAGUUUUGAAUUAUGAAAUUAUUUCUUUAAACAAAUUUGUUUUUAAUUACUUUUUUUCCUUUAGCAAAUUUCCUUAUUUUCAUGAAAAUAUUCAGAUUUAUAUAAAAAAUUAUUUAUCAAAAAAAAAUAUUUCUUUUUUUUCUUUAUUUGAAGAAGUUAUAAAAGAAAAAAUACAAAAUAUUGAUAGGGUUAAUAGUCAACUAUUUAAUAAUAAUAAAAAAAAAAAAAAUAUAGAAAUAAAAUUUAAAAUAAAUAAUAUAAAAAAUGAAAGGAUAAAUUCUCAUUUAUCAUAUAACAUGAAAAAAAAGGUGAUGAUAAAAGAAAUUUUAAUAUUUUUUCUUAAUAGAUAUGAUUAUAAUAUUUAA